ACGGGGAGGGUCACGAGCAGCAAGUUCUGGCCUGGGCAAGCUGGUCCAGGGAUUCAGACUGAGAACAGCUGUGACGAUGUUACGGUGUGGCUCCCGGCGCCUUGGCUGUCUACGCGCUGCAUUCCGGUCCCUGGCUCAGACCGAUCACCGGAGCGUCACCCUCUGCAUCGAUCCUUCCGUGGGACUAAAUGAAGAACAGAAAGGAUUUCAGAAAGUGGCCUUUGACUUCGCUGCUCGGGAAAUGGCUCCCAAUAUGGCGGAGUGGGAUCAGAAGGAGCUGUUCCCUGUGGAUAUGAUGCGGAAGGCAGCACAACUGGGUUUUGGGGGGGUCUACGUACAAACAGACGUGGGUGGGUCUGGACUGUCUCGCCUCGAUGCUUCUGUCAUCUUUGAAGCAUUGGCCACAGGCUGCACCAGCACCACUGCCUAUAUCAGCAUCCACAACAUGUGUGCCUGGAUGAUUGAUAGCUUUGGAAACGAGGAACAGAGGCACAAAUUCUGCCCACCGCUCUGUACCAUGGAGAAGUUUGCUUCCUACUGCCUCACUGAGCCAGGAAGUGGGAGUGAUGCUGCAUCUAUUCUAACCUCAGCCAAACGACAAGGAGAUCAUUACAUCCUCAAUGGUUCCAAGGCCUUUAUCAGUGGGGGUGGUGAGUCAGACAUCUAUGUGGUCAUGUGCCGGACUGGAGGAUCAGGCCCUAAGGGCAUCUCCUGCAUCGUCGUUGAGAAGGGAACCCCUGGCCUUAGCUUUGGCAAGAAGGAGAAGAAGGUGGGGUGGAACUCACAGCCAACCCGAGCAGUGAUCUUUGAAGACUGUGCUGUCCCUGUGGCCAACAGAAUUGGAAGCGAGGGGCAGGGCUUUCUCAUCGCCAUGAAAGGACUGAACGGCGGAAGGAUCAAUGUUGCAUCCUGCUCUCUUGGGGCGGCUCAUGCGUCAAUUAUCCUUACCCAAGAGCACCUCAAGGUCCGGAAGCAGUUUGGAGCGCCGCUAGCCAGAAACCAGUACCUGCAAUUCCAGUUAGCAGACAUGGCCACCAGGCUGGUUGCCUCUCGGGUGAUGAUUCGCAUGGCAGCAGUGGCUUUGCAGGAGGAACGGGAAGACGCAGUGGUCCUGUGCUCCAUGGCCAAGCUCUUUGCUACAGAGGAAUGCUUUACUAUCUGCAACCGGGCUGUGCAGAUGCAUGGGGGCUACGGCUACCUGAAGGAUUAUGCUGUUCAACAGUAUAUGCGGGACUCCAGGGUCCACCAAAUCCUAGAAGGUAGCAAUGAAGUAAUGAGGAUACUGAUCUCUCGAAGCCUGCUUCAGGACUAGCUCCCAAACUGGAGACUCUAGCGUGGAGUUCAUGCACAGCCACAGUCAGUCAGUGUGAGUGAGUGCUCAUACAGGCUGUUCAAUUGCUAAUGGAUCCUGCCGUACAUUGAAAGGUCCGUGCUCGUCUGUUAGAGGACCUGAACGCUCAGCAGCAAUGCUGGCUCUGAGAUAGGAACAGGGUUCUCAGUAGAGGUGGAAGGGCCCUGAGGAGCCAUACCAGAAGUUCUGCCACCCUGCUUUCCUCGUUCUGGAAAGAAGCAGUCAGCACUGUGGCUUGGAUCCACAUGAUGUACGUUUUAUUAAUUCUUGACCUAGGGUCUGGCUACUUCAAUGAAGUGUUUCCUGAUUACAGAGGCAGUGUGGGAGGCAAGGGCAGCGGACAACCUGUUUCUUUCUGUUCUCUGUUCUGCACCGAUGGUGUCUCAGGACAUCAAUCCUGAACUCGGAUCAUGAUAAAGUGAAUUAUCUGGGAACCUACUGCUAAGCUAUGAGUUGGGGUGUACCUUUGCUCCUGCUACCACAUAACAAAUGUCAAGGGCUAAGGUUAUUUGGAACAUUUGGAUUUUUAUAUGGGCUUUUAUUUCCUCUUUUUGGGCUGCUUAUUUUUUUAAAUACUUUUAUUAACACUUGGUAAAUAAAAUCUACCUCUUUGCUCUGCCCUUCAACUAUAAAUUAAACUAUACUUGAUCCAGUAUAUAUCUGAUUCGUAUUCCAUUGGAUUUGGGGAUAAUUAUAUUAAUUCAGUAUUUAAUUGGAUUUUGGAAUAAUUAGGAAUCUUUCCUAAGGCAGUUUGUCUUUUAAAAAGUACAUCUUUUAAUUAGUAAUUUUGCAAACAGCAUUGUUCGUCAUAUAUGGAAAUCUUAAAUAUUAUUCAAUGAUGAGGACUUUGGGGAAAACCCUGCUACAUUACUUAAUCCAUCUUUUGAUGUUUAGAAAAGAAAAAUGUCCAAUAUAUAGUGUUAACCACAAGUCACUGAUUAUAGAAAAAGAUGUAUGCCUAUAGCUAUAAUAGACAUUUGCUUCUCUGAAGGCUUACUCUGUCUGAACUUGUCUUGUACAUGGGGAGCAAGGUGUGAUUCAAAGUUGAAAAUGAGAUUCUGCUGUCCACAGUUGGACUUAACAGGAGCUGGAUGUAAUGCCUGGGCUGAGUAUCUGUACAGAUGGAAUAGCCUGGGAGGAAGGCAGAAAGAGGUUCACAGAGAAGGUAAAAAUAUAGAUUAAGCUUCUACGAAGAUGGCUAAUGUUUAAAGGGAGGCUACUCUACAGAAGCAGCCAGGAGAGGGCAUAUAAGACUUGUGUGGGCGGUGUUGUGUUUGUGUUCAUCGUGAUUGGGAUUGGCAUGAAACAGAAAAUAUGUUAAGUGCGGAUAGAAAGAUGGAUAAAGAUGGGUAGGGGUUUAUUUACUCAUUUGUGUGUAGGUAUUUGUAUAAUGUUCAUGUGUAUGAUGUUCAUGAUGUAUAUGAUGUUCAUGUGUAUGAUGUUCAUGUAUGAUGUUCACAUACACUUUGUAUGUGUGAAGCAGCAAUUUUUAGGAAUCCAUUUCCUUCCACCAUGGGACUCCAAAACAGAUCAUCAGGCUUGUACAGAAAGCACUUUUACCCACUGAACAAUUUCCCUGGCUCCAAAUUAAUCCAUCCUUAAGAGUAUUCAAAAUUGUCAUAGUGUGAGAGUCUCUUAGCCCAUGCUUGGAAACAGGGAAGUGCAGGAAAGCCGUUGUAGAACAGUCUGAGAAUGUCCACUGUGGAACCUUGUUAUUCUAGAGACCUUGCUAUUAACCAGUCUGUUUGCUGGCGUUGCUGAAGUUCCUGUUCCUCCUCAAAGCAAUGACAAUGCUAUCCAUAUUGAUGCCUUUGAAAUUACGCUCAUUGAAAAGUCCAUUCCAUGGAACUGAAAUGAUGGCACGGCAGUUAAAAAUACUUGCUGCUCUUCCAGGGGACCCAAGUUUGAUUCCCAGUACCCACAUCAGGCAUCUAACAACUGCCUGUAACUACAGCUUCAGUAACUCUGGCCUCUAUAGGCACCUAGACUCAUGUGUACACCCUCACACAGCCACACAUGACAUACACAUAGUUAAAAGUAAUAAAAAAAAUAACAAAAAUACAAACUAAGUGGGAUGGUUCAUUCCUGUAAUCCCAGCACUCAGAAGGCCAAAGCAGGAGGAUUGCUAUGAGUUCCAGGGCAGCCUGGGCUACAUACAGAAAGAGUGACCCUAUUGUGAGCUGGCAAUGUAGCUCACUUAACUAGUGUGUGGGAGCUCCUAGAGUUCUACCUUUAGCACUGAAAUAAAGUUCUUCCUGUCAUCUUCAGAUAUUACCAAGAGAUUCCAUAUUCCUAAUGACCUGGCAAGCAUGGCCAAUGAACUUUUAACUAAUUCCCAUCAUUAUUUUGCAUUAUAAGUAAAAACAAAAAUACCAUAGCAAUAUUCACUGUUCUUUGAGAGACACCUGUGGUAAGUCCAGAUAUAUGGUAAGACAUUUUUGUUUGGGGUGAAGGAAAAUAACACCGCUGAAGGAAUUGAGAUGAUGCUGUGGGCUGAAAUGUGUUCCCCUCAAAAAUAAUUCUGGACAUCUUGGCAUGUAAUUAAUUUGGCAGAUAUAAUUAGUAAAUAUGAGGUGAUAAGAUCUAUUGUAGGAUGGACCUAUGAAACAGUAUAACGACUAAGAGUCAUGUGGAGUCUCAGGCCCAAGGACAUCGCUGAAGGUAGAUGACCAAUCAUUGCCAACUGUCACAGGAAGCCAGAACAGGCGCAUGGAAUAGAUUGUUCCUCACAGCUCUACAAAUAAACAGAAAAUAAACUUGUGACAUUCUGAUCUAGAACUCUUGAGAAAAUGUUUGCUGGCUAAGCAUCCCACCCCCGGCCUGUGAUAUUUUGUUGUGGUCCCUGAACUGAAUCUUGUGCGGCAGUGUGGUGGUGGGCUUCCACAAAGAGCAGAGUGGCGUUGAGGCCAUAGCUCAGGGGUACGGUACCUGCCUAGUAUGCCAUUUGUUCCACAACAUCAAAAAUAAUACAUUCCAGUGUAUCUCCGGAAGCACGAUUAAUAAAAAUUUAAGCAAAGAAAAGCAGCCUACAAACCACAAUCCCAGAGAACUUAGACAACAAAGAGGACCCUAA
Microtus oregoni (creeping vole) is the source of this 4424-nucleotide messenger RNA. It is a transcript of the gene Acad8, whose product is annotated as acyl-CoA dehydrogenase family member 8. Bases 77 to 1312 code for a protein of 411 amino acids. Gene Ontology annotation, biological process: lipid metabolic process. Lineage: Eukaryota; Metazoa; Chordata; Mammalia; Rodentia; Cricetidae. The transcript is spliced from 11 exons. Gene Ontology annotation, molecular function: flavin adenine dinucleotide binding; acyl-CoA dehydrogenase activity. The record is from RefSeq and is a predicted model, not a curated record.